CAGAAACUAUAGACGAGGUAGUGAGUCGGUUGGAAAGGGUGGUGCAGAAAGCGCGGGAUCUGCACUGUCCGGUCCACCUGGGCAAUGCAGCGCUGAGCGUCUUAUUGAUGGCGAAGGGGAAGGGACUCGGACGAGAGGGGAGUACCAGCGUGAUCGGUGUAUAUCCGUAGACUAUCUAGUCCACGCAAUUCUGUAUCAGGAAAUUCAUCUUAAGCGAUGAUCUCAUAUGUAUCGGAGUAACUCCGGGUGCAGUCCGGUGGAGUCAGUCAUCCCUCGUCCACCAUCCAUAUAACAACUAUAAGACCGCAUAACUACCUCCCUCACCAAACCACUCACUCACAUCAAUCCCACUUCCAAAACCAAUCGCUCCCAUCUUCCACUCCUCCUCACACCACCACAGCCACACCACCAAAAUGCCCCUCCAAACCAACCGCGCCAUCCCCAUUCUCAACCACGCCUACGAAAACAAAUACGGCGUGCCCGCAAUGUGCUGCUACAACCUGGAAGGCAUCCUCGCGACCGUCCGCGCAGCCGAGAAACUCCGCUCACCCGCCAUGAUCCUCCUCUUCCCAUGGGCCAUCCACUACGCAUCAGGCAUCCUCGUGCACGCCGCCGCCGAAGCCGCCCGCAACGCCAGCGUCCCCAUAACCGUACACCUGGACCACGCCCAAACACCCGAAAUCAUCCGACAAGCAGCGAACAUCACCCCCGGGUUCGACAGCAUCAUGAUCGACAUGUCCCAUUACGAGAAGGCCGAGAACCUCGCGUUAACCCGGGAACUUGUAUUGUAUUGCAAUGAGCGGGGCAUUGCGACGGAGGCCGAACCGGGGAGGAUUGAAGGCGGGGAGGACGGGAUUGAAGAUACGGUUGAUUUGGAGGGUGUGUUAACGACGCCGGAGGAGAGUGAGGAGUUUGUGGAUACCGGGAUUGAUUGGUUGGCGCCGGCGUUUGGGAACGUGCAUGGGAGUUAUGGGCCCAGGGGGGUGAGGUUGGAGUAUGAGCGGUUGGAGGGGAUUAGGGAGAGGGUUGGGGGGAGGGUCAGGUUGGUGUUGCAUGGGGCGGAUCCGUUUGAUAGGGAGAUUUUUGGGAGGUGUAUUGAGGCCGGGGUGAGUAAGGUGAAUAUUAAUAAGGUGUUGAAUAAUGAGUGGGUGAGGGUUGUUACGGAAGGGAAGGGGAAGGGGAUGACGGGGUUGAUUGAGGAGGCGACGGAGAGGAUGCAGAUUGCUGUGGAGGGGUGUAUUGAUUUGUUGGGGUCGGGGGGGAGGUAUCCUUGAUUUUUGUUUCUUUGGUAGAGAUUUAAUUGUUUUAUACUUCGUAGGGGUGGAUGGAUGUCAACGACAUGCUGUUUUCUCGUGUACUUGUUUGCUAGUAGGCGCUCCUGCUACAUUGGGAAAUUAUUGGUGAAUGGGCAUCACCUGAUCCUCUCGCUUCUUUGUAACCCAUCUCACUGGCCAUCUACCUUCUUCAGAAACAAAUACU
Aspergillus sclerotioniger CBS 115572 is the source of this 1479-nucleotide messenger RNA. RefSeq names its product class II fructose-bisphosphate aldolase. Gene Ontology annotation, biological process: carbohydrate metabolic process. NCBI's taxonomy places the organism in Eukaryota, Fungi, Ascomycota, Eurotiomycetes, Eurotiales, Aspergillaceae. The coding region runs from base 414 to 1274 and encodes 286 amino acids. Gene Ontology annotation, molecular function: zinc ion binding; aldehyde-lyase activity. The record is from RefSeq and is a predicted model, not a curated record. The transcript has a single exon.